This is a messenger RNA of Trichobilharzia szidati, 1556 nucleotides long. NCBI's taxonomy places the organism in Eukaryota, Metazoa, Platyhelminthes, Trematoda, Strigeidida, Schistosomatidae. The record is from the annotation of a GenBank genome assembly.
GUACAAAUGGUUAAUUUAAGUACUACUGUUCAAGAAGCCGCAGCGCGUGAGAUAACGCGUAUUGAGCGUAUUGGUGCACAUUCACAUAUACGCGGUUUGGGCUUGAAUGAUGAUUUGGAAGCUAGACAGAUUUCACAAGGAAUGGUUGGGCAGUGUAAAGCCAGGAGAGCUGCUGGUCUUAUUUUGGGUAUGAUACGUGAAGGAAAAAUUGCUGGACGUGCGAUACUUCUAGCUGGUCCCCCUGGCACGGGAAAAACAGCAAUUGCUAUGGGUAUGGCCCAGGCACUUGGGCCUGAUACACCCUUCACUGCAAUGGCUGGCAGUGAGAUAUUCUCGCUAGAAAUGAGCAAGACAGAAGCUCUGACACAAGCUUUUCGAAAGUCUAUUGGUGUACGUAUCAAAGAAGAAGCAGAAAUAAUUGAGGGUGAAGUUGUUGAAAUACUAAUAGAUCGCCCUGCAACUGGGACAGGCGCUAAAGUUGGAAAACUAACACUUAAGACAACCGAAAUGGAAACAGUAUACGACUUAGGUCAGAAAAUGAUUGAGUCUCUAACAAAGGAGAAAGUUCAUGCAGGUGAUGUAAUCACAAUCGACAAACCUUCUGGGAAAGUUACAAAAUUAGGCCUGUCGUUCACCAAAGCUCGAGAUUUUGAUGCCACAGGUGGUCAGACAAAGUUUGUUCAAUGUCCUGAAGGAGAGUUACAAAAACGAAAAGAAGUUGUUCACACAGUCACUUUACAUGAAAUCGACGUAAUCAACAGUAGAACACAAGGUUUUCUAGCAUUAUUCAGUGGAGAUACUGGAGAAAUCAAGUCGGAAGUCAGAGAUCAAAUAAAUCACAAAGUAGCUGAAUGGCGUGAGGAGGGGAAGGCUGAAAUUGUUCCUGGGGUUCUGUUUAUUGACGAAGUACAUAUGUUGGAUAUAGAAUGCUUUUCUUUCCUUAAUCGGGCUCUAGAAUCUGACAUGGCUCCUGUCCUUAUUGUUGCUACAAAUCGAGGUAUCACCAGAAUUCGCGGCACAAAUUAUCAAAGUCCGCAUGGAAUACCUAUUGAUUUGCUGGAUCGGCUGCUCAUCAUUUCGACCGAGCCAUACACAGACAAAGAAAUCCAAGCGAUUCUAAAGAUUCGAUGUGAAGAAGAAGACGUUGAUAUAUCAGAAGAAGCACUGCUUGUGCUCACUCGAAUCGGUAUGCAAACAUCUUUGCGUUAUGCGAUUCAGCUUAUAACUACUGCGAAUUUAGUGUGCCGCAAGCGAAAGGGUUUGGAAGUGAGCAAAGAAGAUAUAAGAAAAGUGUAUUCUUUGUUCAUGGAUGAAGCGCGUUCUACCUUGUUCCUCAAAGAAUACCAACAAGAAUUCAUGUUUAACGAAAUAGCUGAAACAAUGGCAUCAAAUUCAGGUGACCAACCAAAUGCCUAGUAACUUCUUGGAUUAUUGCACUCCUGGAUAUAUUUGUGUGAAUAGAUUUGACUUUUUAUGCUAUUUUUAUCACUGUCCAUUUGCUCGCUUCCUUAAACUAUGUAUUUGUUUAGGUUUUCACUUGAAAUAAAUGAGUUGCA